AUGUUCUCCAAGUCGGAGAAGGCACCUCUGCCCUCUUCGUCCCCCGUCAAGUACGGUGGGAUGAACGGUAAUACCCUCCUCUACGCUAUCGUCGCUACUGCCACCUGUGGUUUCAGUCUGUUCGGUUACGACCAGGGUCUCAUGUCUGGUAUCAUCGGUUCCGAGCAGUUCAACAGGGAAUUCCCAGAAACCCGCCAAACCAGCAACGACGAUGUGUACCGUGCCACCCUCCAAGGUACCGUGGUCUCGGUCUACGAGGUUGGAUGCUUCUUCGGCGCCCUCCUCGCGUUCUUUAUUGGUGAGAAGAUGGGUCGGCGCAGGAUGAUGACCACCGGUGGUAUCAUCAUGAUCAUCGGUACCAUCCUCUCGGUCACUGCUUUCGGUCCCGGAGCUCGCGGAGUCAACGGCAACGUCGGCGGUUUCGCACAGUUCAUCAUCUCCCGUAUCAUCACCGGUAUCGGAAAUGGUAUGAACACCGCCACCAUCCCCACCUGGGUCGCCGAGUCGUCCAAGGCGCACAACCGAGGCUUUUUGAUCUGUAUCGAGGCUUCCACGGUCGCUGUCGGUACCGUCAUUGCCUACUGGCUCGUCUUUGGCCUUUCUUACGUCGACACUUCCGUCUCGUGGCGAUUUCCCAUCGCCUUCCAGAUCUUCUUCGCCGUCAUCCUUCUCGCCAUGGUCGCCAUUCUCCCCGAAUCGCCCCGAUGGCUCAUGGCCCACGGUCGCGAGGACGAGGCCAUGCGCGUGCUCGCCGCCCUCUCUGCCGUCUCCGUCGAGGACGAGACUACCGUCUUUGAGAAGAACCGUAUGUCGGACGCUAUCGCUGCCCAGGCCGACAACCGCGCCAACAAGGGCGAGAUCUUCAAGGGUGGAAAGAACCAGCAUCUCCGCCGCGCCCUCGUCGGUGCCUCCACCCAGCUCUUCCAGCAGCUCGGCGGGUGCAACGCCGUCAUCUACUACGCUACUAUCCUCUUUGAGCGCCAGAUCGGUCUCGAGAAGCGUCUCGCUUACAUUCUCGGUGGUGUCUUGUCUCUGGUCUACGCCGCAUUUGCUCUCACCUCCUUCUUCCUCGUUGAGCGUGUGGGCCGGCGCAAGCUUUUCCUUAUCGGUACCGUCGGUCAAGCCGUCGCCAUGUUCAUCACAUUUGGCUGCCUCGUCGAAGGCUCCCGCCAGGCCGCCUACGGUGGUGCUUUCGGUCUCUUCCUCUUCAUCGCCUUCUUCGGUGCCACCUGGCUUCCCCUCCCCUGGCUCUACCCCGCUGAGCUCAACUCGAUGGCGGUCCGGACCCAGGCCAAUGCCGUUUCCACCUGCACGAACUGGCUGUCAAACUUCUUGGUGGUCCAGGUCCUCCCUACCAUGACUGCGUCGAUCAACUCGUACACCUUCCUCAUCUUCGCGCUCGCCAACUGUAUCUUCCUCCCUUUCAUCUACUUCUUCUAUCCGGAGACCACGGGCCGGACCUUGGAGGAACUUGACGUUGUAUUUGCCCAAGCGCACCUCACAAAGCGGAGGCCGACCCUGAUCGCCGCCGAGAUGCCCAAGUUGACCGACCACCAGGUCCAGGUCAUGACGGACAGGUACGACAUCCACGGCGGUGCCAUGGACAACGAGGCCGGCGGAACCUACGGCGACGCCCCCAACUCCGGCGAGCCCGACACCACCCUUCCUCCCGCCCACCCUGAGGUCAUGAGCGGCGAGAAGACCGGCCGUCACAAUGCGCCCGAUGCGACGAGCACCCGGGUCGGAUCGUUUGACGCCGAGAACGCGGUGGCGGGUAAGGGACAGACCGGGGCACCCCAAGUAUAA
This is a messenger RNA of Dioszegia hungarica, 1806 nucleotides long. RefSeq names its product transporter-domain-containing protein. Gene Ontology annotation, molecular function: carbohydrate:proton symporter activity. Gene Ontology annotation, cellular component: membrane. Bases 1 to 1806 code for a protein of 601 amino acids. The transcript has 7 exons. NCBI's taxonomy places the organism in Eukaryota, Fungi, Basidiomycota, Tremellomycetes, Tremellales, Bulleribasidiaceae. Gene Ontology annotation, biological process: carbohydrate transport; transmembrane transport. The record is from RefSeq and is a predicted model, not a curated record.